CAGGGAAAGUCUCACAACGAGAUGAUGAUGAUGAUGACGAAGAUUGUUACUCUCCUCGUGCUGAUGGCGGUGUGUGCCCGGUCAUAUCCCAUCAAGGUUCACGACGACAACCAGUACGAAGUCCCACAGGAACACGAGCAGCUGGUACAGUACGGUUACGAGCCCCAGGAUCACGAACUCGACGUGGAGCACAGCGCCCACCCAAAAUACGAGUUCAAAUAUGAAGUGAAUGACCCACACACCCAAGACAUCAAGGAACAGGCUGAGAAACGUGACGGUCACAAAGUUGAAGGCUACUACAAGCUGCUUGAAGCAGACGGUACCACGCGAACCGUACACUACACUGCAGACAAGCACACGGGUUUCCAGGCGCAGGUCGAGAAAUCCGGGCACUCUGUUCAUCCUGUCGUCCACUACGACCAUCAAUAGACACAUCCAGCUACCUCAUGUCAACAAACACACCAUUGCUCAUUCUAAGUCUCAAACUCCCACGGUUCACGUACAGUCCACAGGCCAGGAGAAUGUCCCUGCUAGGAAUUCGAUAUACGCGCAUGCGCAAGAUUUCGCGGUGAGUGACGAUCCAUCCUAAAAGCAUUCGUUCCACAACCACUGAACGAACAACAGACGACAGGCUUUCACGUGUUCUAACGGG
Zootermopsis nevadensis is the source of this 652-nucleotide messenger RNA. Its product is annotated as cuticle protein 19-like. Gene Ontology annotation, cellular component: extracellular matrix. NCBI's taxonomy places the organism in Eukaryota, Metazoa, Arthropoda, Insecta, Blattodea, Termopsidae. The record is from RefSeq and is a predicted model, not a curated record.